Doryrhamphus excisus (bluestripe pipefish) is the source of this 6383-nucleotide messenger RNA. It is a transcript of the gene ttyh1, whose product is annotated as tweety family member 1. Gene Ontology annotation, molecular function: volume-sensitive chloride channel activity; intracellularly calcium-gated chloride channel activity. Lineage: Eukaryota; Metazoa; Chordata; Actinopteri; Syngnathiformes; Syngnathidae. The record is from RefSeq and is a predicted model, not a curated record. Gene Ontology annotation, cellular component: smooth endoplasmic reticulum membrane; plasma membrane.
UACUUCUUUUCUUUUUCCAUCCCGCCCCCCGCCCCCCCCUCAUUGACUUAUUCCGGGCACGUUCCUGAGCUUUUCUUUCUCAGCAGGAUGUUUUUGCAAGAGCACCGGGCACUGAUUGCCGGCGGUAUACGUCUUUGAGCGGGUAAAUACUUCACCAGCAGAGGCGGAAGGCGACGAGAAGCCGUCCAAGGCAUCAGAGCAUCAGAGGGUGGAGGAGGGGAGCAGGGGCAGUAGAAAAUGGCUGCCAUGGCGACGGUGCCCAGCUAUACGCCUUCGCUGUGGGUGAGAAUGUGUCACGCCCUCCCCCGGUUGGACCUCACCAUGCAGAUGAGGGACAACGUCUUUGCCCCCGACAGCUGGGAGUACCAGCAGACGCUGCUGGUCCUGUCCAGCGUGUCGGCCAUGGCCCUGGUGAUCUCCCUCCUGGUGGUUCUGUCCUUCCUUAUCCACUACUGCUGCUGUCACCGUGGCGACCGCGGCGAGGGAGCCGAGGAGGAGGAGGAGGACGAAGACGGCAGCACGGGUCACGGCUACGGCGGGAAGAAGGGGCGAGGGAUCUGCUGCGUCACGUGGGUGGCCGUGGCGGCCGUCACGCUUUGCUGCGUUGCCAUAGGCAUCGGUUUCUAUGGCAACAGCGAGGCUAAUGAUGGGAUGUAUCAGUUGACCUCGUCUCUUCUCACCGCCAAUUAUACGCUAGCUUCCAUCGAUCUGCUGAUCUCCGACACAAUCAACGGCCUGCAGCUUUCCAUCUCGGGCCCCCUGAGCACGAUGGAGGAGAUGUUCACGGGCAGCAAACCCUUCCUGGUUUCCACACGCAACUGCCGCAGGUUAUCGGACAACGUGAUCAGCCUCCUCUCCUCCGUCUCCCUGGCUCGGACGGGCUUGGACGCGGGGCCGGCCAACGACAGCGGCAUCAGCGGGGCCUCCAUCAUCCCGCUCACCCCCGUGCCGCCCUCCGUGGCCCCCACCGUGACGCCCUCGGGCGGAUUGCUGCCCGGGCCCUUCUCUCCCGGCUGGGCGGCCAAUACGCUGAUGGUGAACGAGGACUACAGGUGGCUGUCAUACGUCUUGCUGCUGCUGCUUGACCUCAUCGUGUGUCUCUUCAUCCUGCUCGGACUGGCCAAGCAAGCGCGAUGGCUGCUUAUCCUGAUGACAGUGCUGGCCUGGCUGGCUCUCUUCCUGAGCUGGGGCUCGCUGGGCCUGGAGACCGGCACCGUCGUGGCUCUCAGCGACUUCUGCUCUGAUCCAAACAUGUUUGUGCUCAACUCCACUAACUUCAACAGCGGAACCAGCUCAGAUGUGCUGGAUUAUUACCUGACCUGCAGCCUACGCAUGAAUAGUCCGUUCCAGCAGCUUCUCACCCAGUCCCAGAGGGCGCUGUCCAACAUCCACACUCACCUGUCCAGUCUGGAACGCAACGCUCUCACACAGUUCCCCAAAGCCGAGAAAUCACUCAGGGACGUCCAACAGAUACUCAACAGCACGGAGGGCAACUUCCAUCAGCUGGUGGCGCUUCUCAACUGCCGAGGUCUCAACAAGGACUACAUGGACUCCCUGAAAGGCCUCUGCUACGACGGCAUGGAGGGACUGCUCUACCUCUCCCUUUACUCCUUCCUCUCCGCUCUGGCCUUCACUGCCAUCCUCUGCUCCUUGCCCGGCGCCUGGAGGAGCUUCCCCAGCGAUUCGGAAGAGUACGAAGACUCGGACAGCGAGAGUGAGGACCCCUUCACCUCCCAUCAGGCACGUAGACAGACGGCCUCGGGGUCUUCUCAGCGCGGGGCCGUGGCCCCCUUCUAUAAUUACCCGGGGGCCAGGUGGACACCCCCCUUUUCUAGCGCGCCGCCCCUCCCGACUCCAAACGUUUCCUCCAAUGGCAACCCUGGCUAUGAGAGCCUCCCCUUGACUGACAGGCAGUCCCCACCCCCCUCUUACUCUCCCAGCAUGCUGACUGGUUACGGGGGAAGCCAAUCACACCCCAAUCCCGCCCAUUCCAGGAACCUCUAUUCACGUUGAUAACUAUUGGUUUUCUUUCUUUUUCUUAGGGAAAUGUAUAGAAGAAAAUAUAUGUUUAGUUUUCAUAUGAAUGGACACUUUGAAAGCCAGCGAGGAAAGAGAUGGAGGAGGAAAAAGAAUGCUUUAGUGUGCGUCACUUGAGUAUUAUUGUUAUUAAAAAUGACGAUUAGAAGCACUUAUAUGUCAAAAAAGCGGGUUCCAGAAGGACUGUGGAUGUUUGAAAGCAAACCCUCCCCUUGUUUGUGUAAACUGUGAACAGUGCUGAGGCAAGUGGAGAAUGCUAUUGUAGUUUUAUAUUCUUCAAUGUAUCACAAUUUUUAUUUCAAACUUUUAUAUAUACAUAUAAAUAUAUAUAUUAUAAAUAUGAAAUUGUUGUAGAAAACACACUGGCACGUAGCAACAAAGCACAUUUUUUUCUGUCAAUUGUUAUGCAGUUCCCCCACUUGGUAUAUAUGAUUUUUUUAUGAUUACUUUUUAUAGGUGGUUUGUGUGUAUUCCCUUAGGGUAUUAUGUAUAUCUCACUGUCUAUAUAUGAAUAAUAAUAAUUUCUCUUAAAAAAAAGAAAAAGAAAAUCCUAACUGAGUGCUACCAGAGCGUGUUUAGCGGCGCUUUAACAGCCGUAGUAUGUUUGUCCAUCCUUGUGCUUUCACACAACAUUCCAGGCGUACCUGAAUGACUCACGAGCCACGUGACACGGUUUGCUUCUCUUAUUGGUCGGUGGUGGGCGCGGGAACGUAAACGGGAAGUAUCUUCACCUAGCGUCGGACGAUCAUUUUCUAGCCAAAGGUCUCAUAAAAACGAAUUCUUGUUUUUUUUUCCCCCUUCAAUUUAAAGUAGAAAUUGCAGUUUUGUCUUAAUUCGCGUACUUAGAAGUACAUCAACAUCUAUAAUCUAUUAUGAUAUCAUUAUACUAUACCUCCUUCACUUGUCGUUUCCGUGUUACUACGCAUGUGCACAUUAAUGACGGAAGUAAAACAAAGAGACGAAGCUUAGCGACACGUUUCAUCCCCCGCCUCAAAAUGUGAGUAUUAAACUGUGUUGUUCGAGUUAAUAUUUGUCAGGGACUACUUCAAAGUAUAAAUAUAAAUAGUUCACCAUUUUGGAACGAGUUCAAAGUUUAUUUUUUCAGUGAAAAGUGCACAUGAAAGACUGACCUUGUUUUCAAAAGAAAAACAGACAUCACCUCCUGAAACUGUUAACCGUUUACAGUGAUGUAUUGUCCUAAUGAAAAUGUAGAACUAUAUUGAAUAUAAAGUGUUUUUCUUUAUUUAUACUUUUUAGCCUAUGCAUUUUUAUGUCUUCACGCCCUGCAAACAACAGCCACAACAAAUUAUAUCGUUUCAUGCAUUGAAAUCAAUUAGUAAAGGCGGGGCUACGUACCCGGAAGUCAUUUGAAGUGUGACCAAUCACAGCUGGGGUGGGCGUACAUGGAAGAAUAAAUUAAACAGACGCCAUGGAAAACUGGGAAAGAGGUGCAGAAUCUGGAAGAUCUAGAAAGCUUUCUGUGCGGGUUACCGUGUGUAGCUGUGUAUUGUUGUGCUAGUGUUGCAAUGCUUGCUGGGUAAUGGGAGUGUGACGCAAGAGUAUUUCAUGUAUGGUACCGCCCGCAGGUAAAAUGUAGGCGGCGACAAUAAUAUGGCGUUGAAGUAAAUCUCUCUAAACAAUGGCGCUGAUUCUCACAUCAACUUUAUUUACAAAUGCGUUAUGUUCAAUUCAACCUUAGAAAAAGGAACAUUCAUGCACGACGCUGUAAAAAAGUUGCCUAAAUGACAUGCAGUGGAACCUUGGUUAGUGUACGCCCUGGUUAGCAUACACCCUGAUUCGCGUACGAUCUGGUUGGCGUGUUUUUAGUUUAACGUAGAAAAUUGAGUCCAACUCAUUUCUUCAUGUAUUUUAUCUACACCAUUUGUGUAUUUUUUAAGUAUUAUUAUUUGGUUUUUAAUGAAAUUUAAUGUUGUCUUUUUAUUUUACAUUUAUUAUCAUUAUCCUACAUGUAUUUAUCAGUGUAUUUUCAUCACCAAAUGUCCUUCCGUGUUAGCAUUUAUUAAGGAGUCGCCUGUCUGAUGUCCUCGGUGGUUGACUCUAAACCAUGAACGCCAACAUACGUUAUUAUGAAGAUAGCAUUCCAUGCAUAAACAAUGUGAAAUGCAUAGAAAUGAUGAACGGAAGAAUACAUCAACAUUUAAGUUUACUUGGACGUGAUUGGUAGCGGGAUCACCGACCACUUCCUUCCUGUUUCCACUCCUGUCUUCAAAGCAGGUCAAACUAAACUUGAAUGUUUCAAGUCGUUUCGGUGAGAGUUAAUGACGCUAACCAAGGUUCCUUCUGUAAAAACGUAAAUAAAAAUAAAUUACAAAAACGUUUGUGCAGUAAAAGGAUGCGGAGGGCCCCAAUGGCUGACGAUUAAAUAGCAUCAUGUUUUAGCUGCUAGUCUUCAUUUGGUGCUUUUUAACUUAGCAAAAAUGCUAAAAUAGACAGAAUCCCUCCUGUUUACUCUGUGUUGCCCCCCCCCCGCCGACCAAUAAGAGAAGACAUGGAAGUCAUAUGUUCUCAGGGCAUUGACUCCAUAGCAACCGGACUGUGCUUGGGUAGUCUUAUACUUUUCAGACCGGACUGUGGUCUGAGACUCUAAGACUGGACAGUUUGGGUUUAUUAUGUCGUCUUAGACUCUAAGACUGUUGAUUUGUCUUAGAGUCUAGGGUUGUCUUGGACUUGAGGACAGUCAAAAGACUACCCGAGAGAACCACAACUCAACAGUCCUACAGUCUAAGACUGGGUUGUCUUAGGAAGUCUUUAGACCGUAAGAUUGUUGAGUUGUGGUUGUCUAGAGUAGUCUUAGACUGUUGAAUUGUCUUAGAGUCUAAGACUGCCCUAGACAACCACAACUCACCAGUCUUAUUUGUCUAGGGUAGUUGUGUCAACUCAUCAGUCUUAUUUGUCAAGGGUAGUCUUAGACUCUAAGACAACUCAACAGUCUGAGAGUCCAAGACUACCCCAGACGACCAUAACUCAACAGUCUUCCAGUCAAAAGACUACCUAAGACAACCCAAACAGUCCAGUCCUGAAUCUAAGAGUGUUGAGAUGUGGUUGUCUAGGGUAGACUUAGACUCUAAGACAACUCAACAGUCUAUGAUUGAAGACUGGGCUGUUGUAGGUUGUCUUUUUGGUAGUCUUGUGGACCCUAAGACAACUCGACGGUCUAAGACUACCCUAGACAACUAAGUUGAGUUGUGGUCUUGGACUCUAAGACAACUCAAACAGUCUGAGAGUCCAAGACUACCCGAGACAACCACAACUCAACAGUCUUCCAGUCAAAAGACUACCUAAGACAACCCAAACAGUCCAGUCCUGAAUCUAAGAGUGUUGAGUUGUGGUUGUCUAGGGUAGACUUAGACUCUAAGACAACUCAACAGUCUAUGAUUGAAGACUGGGCUGUUGUAGGUUGUCUUUUUGGUAGUCUUGUGGACCCUAAGACAACUCGACGGUCUAAGACUACCCUAGACAACUAAGUUGAGUUGUGGUCUUGGACUCUAAGACAACUCAACAGUCUGAGAGUCCAAGACUACCCGAGACAACCACAACUCAACAGUCUUCCAGUCAAAAGACUACCUAAGACAACCCAAACAGUCCAGUCCUGAAUCUAAGAGUGUUGAGUUGUGGUUGUCUAGGGUAGACUUAGACUCCAAGACAACUCAACAGUCUAUGAUUGAAGACUGUAGUCUUUAUGGUAGUCUUGUGGACCCUAAGACAACUCGACAGUCUAAGACUACCCUAGACAACUAAGUUGAGUUGUGGUCUUGGACUCUAAGACAACUCAACAGUCUGAGAGUCCAAGACUACCCGACUACUACUACCAAGACUACUCAGACAACAGUCUGAGAGUCCAAGACUACCCGAGACAACCACAACUCAACAGUCUUCCAGUCAAAAGACUACCUAAGACAACCCAAACAGUCCAGUCCUGAAUCUAAGAGUGUUGAGUUGUGGUUGUCUCGGGUAGUCUUUGACUCCAAGACAGUUUUUAGCGUGCCAACACGUGGAAGCCAACUAUGGAUGCAAAAGCACUGGUACUGAUCCAAUAGAGAACCCAAAAGGAGGACUAUAUCUCCCAUGCGAAGGCAGGUACAUAGCAAUACGACUUGCUAACGGUGCGGCCCUGGCCUUACCGUAACUAGCAAUAACGACUAAAGAACCAAUGUACGUGUAUAGCAUUGGCUUUGCAAUGUUUUUGUGUAUAUGUUGGAUUUCAUUGAAUCCCUCCCCAUCCUUCCCAGCUCACCUUGUUCACUGAGUUUGUACUCUCAAUGCUCCUUUUCAAUGGCAUCCUUUUACACUCCAGAGUCUAAUAUGAAUAAAAAAAUAAGUCAUAA